Molecule: messenger RNA, 3267 nt
Organism: Uranotaenia lowii
Lineage: Eukaryota; Metazoa; Arthropoda; Insecta; Diptera; Culicidae
Exons: 9
Coding region: 561-3047 (828 amino acids)
Biological process (GO): proteolysis
Molecular function (GO): serine-type endopeptidase activity
Source: RefSeq, a predicted model, not a curated record
GUGAUUAGUGGUUUCCUUCUUGUUUUAUUCCGCAACCCAUCUUCCCGCAAUCCCAUUCAAUCUGGGACUCUUAAGCCACACCGCCUGAUGAGGUUCUUUCUUGGGCAGCGACGUUUCGGUGCGAAAGUUCAGAUAAUUCAAUCUGAGGGUACAAAGUGGAGUGGAUCAGAAGUUAUUUACAAUUGUAAUCAGUCAGAAUCAAUUUGGAAAGUGAAGAAGGGAAGAAAUCGUUCUUGGCAGGCAGACGGGCGCGUGGGAAAUUGAGCGUGUCCAUCAGUGCGCGAGUACCGGAAGUACUGUUUUGUGGUUCGAGUUCGACAUUGAAAAAAGAAUUCUUUCUUAUGUAGUGACGGACGAAAAGAUAGAAGAUGUUCUUAUGUUGAGUCAACCUGCCAGUGUACACGCGGUCAAAGAGUUAUAAAAAGUUUUGCAAAAAAAUCAACCAAAGCUCGUCCAUUCAUUCGAUGUGCAAAAGCAAAACGAGCUAGAAAAAUCUAGGCACUAGAGCGUGAAUAGAAAGAAGAAAAAAAUCAACUCAACUCAUUCAGAAUUCAAAUGAGAUGCAAAUUUCGCCGGUGAUAAUGCGAUUAUUAGUGAUUUCGAGCAUCGUCUUGGCCGGGCUACUGUCUCGGAAUGGCGUGGCCCAUGCCGGAACGAUUGCUCCGAUAGUGUCCUUGUCGAGUGCCGCGGCCAUCGCAGCAGAUAGUGGCAAGUUGCCACCGACAUCACGACGUCUUCCAGACGACGAGGGGCCAGUGUUGAUUGUCAAACGAAGACCCCCGGGAGCUACUCUCGUUAGUGGGAAUACCGGAAGCUUUGGCGGGGGACAACCGCGACAGCGCUCCAUUCAGGAUGUAGGAAGUGGCAGUCAGUCGUCGUCUGUCAUGAUGGCAGAGAAAAACGUUUACCGAACCAAGCUGUCCAAGCUGAAGAUCAUCCUGCUGGCGGAUUUGAUGAACGACUUCCCGAAGCAGCAGCAGUUGGAAUUAAUCACCUGUCUGGCGAAUUCGUCGAGCCUGAAUGUAACGACCAAACAUUGCGACUGCGAGAGCUACAAUUGUAAAGAUCUGCCGAUGACAUCAUCAUCAGCAGCAACAGCAUCCGUAUCAUCUUCUGGCCCAUCACCUUUCAACUCGGUCCAGCAGCAGCAACGAAAGAUCCACACAUCAUGCGGUGAUUAUUGCUGUCGGAAGAAAAAGUUUAACCGCUCGAUCGAUCCCGCUCUCCAGAACAGCGUGAACGCCGUCUUUCGAGCUCACUACACGCCGGCACCGGCCAUUGUAUCCUCACUGCAAUUCGGUGAGUCACUGAAGUCCCGGCCGCCAACGCCAUAUCAACAUCAACAACAGCAUCAGGCUCCAGUUAUUCUGAUUCGCAAGAGCUCGAUCAAAGCGCCAGCUUUAAUCUCCAAAGGCGCUGCAGCGACGACGGCCAUGACCUCAGGGAUCACCUCGAACUCUUCUACGGCCCUGGCUGGAGAAGUUCUUCGGGACAAGACCCAUCGGUGGAAUUGCGAAGGUAGCUCUGCCAAUCAUCAAAUUGCAAUUUCAACGCUCAUGAACGGUGGCAGCGGCGAAACUCCAUCGACCGGAAGCUCAUCUCAGCAGCAAGAGCAGGAGGACCACUUCCGAAACCGGGUUCCACGGACACCGGAAUUGCCCUGGCUGUGGCGGGUGGUUUUAAUUGAAAAAGAGAUGACUAUUUGUGCCGGAACUCUGAUCCAUCCGAGGGCUCUUCUGACCACUGCAGUGUGCGUGAUAAAUAAAAAUCCGGAUCAGUUGAUUGUGCGUCGGCAAUCAUACGAAAGAAUUGACCCAAUCGAUUCACUUGUUGGAGUUUCAGUACCGUUCGGAAAGCCUGGAGAUAACUUCGGGGAGGUGUAUCGAAACGUUGAUCGAAUCAUCAUUCCGGAUCAGUACGCCAAGACGUUCGAGCGACUAGAGAACAAUGUUGCUCUACUGGUUCUGCAAUCGGCCGAGGAUAAACAGCAUCGGCCGCUUUCAAUGAAACAACAACAACAUCAGCGGCCAUUCUUCGAGAGUGAACCCAUGCACAGGCUCAGGCGUACCUUCCAAGAUAUCACCUCAACAGCAUCAUCAUCGUUUUCAUCAUCAUCCCAGGCCACAAGCCCAUCCGAAUCCUCCAGGAGCUUCCUCCCAGUUGAUGCACGAAAACGCUCAGAAUCACACCAAGAUGCUGAUGGCAGUGCGGUGCUGUUGAAACGACUUCUCCUGGACCGAAAUCCGGAAGACAAACCAUCUUCUCGUCAGCAGGAAUCGUCUUCUUCUGGCUCCUAUAUUUGCUUAUCAUCAAUUAUAAAUUAUCCCUCGACAGCCUCGCUCCCUACUAGCAGCAGCAGCAGCAGCAGGAUGUCUAAUAUUUGUCAAACUUAUUCCUGGAAGCGGCUGGAGGAGGAACUCGAUGGGUCCCGGGAGAUGAAGCUGCCCCGGAAAACUUCUCCACCGACGCCGACCAGGAAACGGAAACAGCAAAGAUUCCAACGGCGGCAGCAACGGAGACAGCAGCGUCUGUACCAAAGUCAGAGCCAAAGCCAAAGUCAGAACCAGCAGAUGAUUCCGACGCCCAGAAGCGGUCAUUUCCACCACGAGUAUGGCACUAAUUACAUAACGGCAAAUAUUAGCAUUUUUCCGGCCAACAGCAGCGAAUGUCGGCGAGAGCAUUGGAACUAUCUUCGGCAGCAUCCGGGCAAUUUGUGUGCCGCCCCGGCCGAUUCCAGGAUCCAAAACUUGGAUGUGGACCUCAGCGGUUCCCCCCUGAUCUGCACCCGACCCUCGGCGGAUGGACGCCAAGCCACCGUCGAGCUGAGUGGCCUUUUGACUUGGUCCACGGACAUCAACCGGUCUCCGCACCUGUUCACCAAUGUUGCCACCUAUCGGAAUUGGAUCGACACCGAGCUGGACAAACUGGACCGAUUGGAUUCGCUCCGGCGGAUUGAUGAUAUUACUGAGAAUGAUGAUGAUGGCGUCCCAAAGACUACGACGACGGACAACCGGUCCUCGAUAACGAGCUCAUCUCUAAGAAAUUGAAUUUCCGAAAUCAAUCACUGGCAACGUAUCAUCUCAUCUCCGGGCAUAUCGGGGGCGCUCGUUCUCGGGUCAUCGAAUGUCGAAACCGGGAUGAUAGUGACUAACUUUCUAAGUCUCUAAUCUAGCUUUUAUAUAUUUUUGUCGUUAACUUUAAGCAUUACUUGUAAAUUGAUGAGGGGAAGAUGACUAACUGGAAAAUUAAAGAUAACAAUGAAAUCUA